AUGGUUUCCGACGCUGAGAUACGUUUCUAUGAUCGUGACAUAGUAGCACAGGACAAAGAAAGGCUGAUCAAUCAACUUCGAAGUCGCCAGCUUAAAGCCACUGUCUGCAUUUCGGACUCAGGCACUGGAAUAGACAUCCCGGAUGUCCACACAGUUGUUCCCUUGCAUGGUGCAUACACCAUGAUCCAGCUCAUCCAGAAUGCUACCCAAGGAGGAGAUGGAAAAGGAGGGCAAGGGAGCCGAAAACUGACAGAUCGUGUGAUAAGUGAACAAGGUGAACAAGUACAAGGUUGGGAGGCAGCUAGAGGCUCAGACACUCAAAGUAUUUCUCACCAGACGAUCUCUGAUGAAUAUUGUGAACCUGUCGGCUCUCAUUCUGCACCUGCUCGUCCUCACAAUAUUAGGGGACCUCAAGAUAUAUUUGGAGCUUGGGUGUAUAUCAGUUUUCUUAUCAGUAUUUAA
Messenger RNA from Histoplasma capsulatum G186AR, 462 nucleotides. RefSeq lists its product as uncharacterized. The transcript has a single exon. The record is from RefSeq and is a predicted model, not a curated record. The coding region runs from base 1 to 462 and encodes 153 amino acids. Lineage: Eukaryota; Fungi; Ascomycota; Eurotiomycetes; Onygenales; Ajellomycetaceae.